CGGGGUGAGAAUUUGAAACCGGCAAAGCGCUUCCCGUGGUGGUCGUCGAGGAGAGGAGAGGGGAGGAGAGGAGAGGAUCGCUGUGGGCUGCUGGCUACCUCGGGUCAAGGCAGGUCGGGGAGGGGGCGAGGGAGGCCAUGUGAGGGAGCAUACUGUAUAUAUAAAAUGGAAGGGGAGAAUGAAUGAGGGUUGCUGUUUUGGGAUCGGAUCAGGUGGAGUGAGAACCGGUGGCAAUAGUGAGAUUCAUUGAUUCACUCGUAGUAUUUAUUGGGUUGGGAGGGAUGAGCGUUCGUCUGGCUUGAGUGGGCAACAAGUGGGCGUUGGGUCGGGGAGAGAGAGCUGGAGAGGGCUCUGAGGGAGAGAGAGAGAGAGGGAGGGAGGGAGGGAGGAGGCGUUCGUCGUCAACACUCGAGAGAGAUCAGUCGGAUGAUAGGUCGCUGGAACUUGAGCGUGUGAAAUGAAUGGAUGAAUGAGGACCCUUGGUUGGUUGAUUGAUUGAUUGAUUGAUUCAGUAGGAUGCGAGAGUGAGUGAGAGCAAGGCAGAGAGGGAGAGAUCGAGGGACGGCGAUCUUUGACGAGCUGACUUUCAAUUAGGGGAGGCGAGCAGGUCGCAAGGAUCUAUAUUGUCUUCCUUCCAUCGCAGCUGGUCGGCACGCACACGGGAUUUGGGAGAGCUCUUUCAUGACAAGAAAGGCGAGUCCACGAGCUGCCGGCUGGGAUCUGACGCUCUCACUCUGACGGGAGUGUGUUGCAUCGGUGCAGUUUGGAUCUCCCAGCGUCGGGGUUGAGUCGAAGGAAUUCUUUGUUGUCGCUCAGAAGGGAUCAAGAGUUGCCCAUUCUGGCAUUCAACACUCCAUCCAUCAGCUUGAACCUCGGGGAGGAGGGGAAAGACAUGGACGUCAUAGAGGAUAAUUUCCACAUGGAUUCUCCCAUGGUCCCUUUAAAGCAGCAAGUGGACCUUGACAAGGACGAUGUGAGCCUGAGAAGAUGGAAAGAGCAAUUGCUUGGCAGUCUCCAGCUCGACGCUAUUGAUGUCAAUGUGGAACCUGAGGUGAAGUUCUUGACCAUAGGGAUGAUCCAGCCGGGACUCGAGGACAUAACAUUCACUUUGCCUUUAACUUCUACUCGUGGACCGACGUUCACUUUGAGAGAGAACAGCCUUUACAACCUAAAAUUUACUUUCACCGUGCAGCGCAAUCUCGUAUCUGGGUUGACCUAUGUCAACAAGGUUUGGAAAAGCGGUCUGUUAGUCGAUAAGACUUCUGUGAUGAUCGGGACCUUCGCACCUCGGAAGGAGCCGUACACACAUAUAAUGGAGGAAGAAGAGACACCCUCAGGAGUUCUGGCCCGCGGUUCAUACACAGCCAAAACCAAGUUCGUUGACGACGACGGUUUGUGCUACCUUACGAUCGACUACUCUUUCCAGAUUGUGAAAAACGACAAGCAUGCCCAAGCAUGAUAAGCAUGUCCACCACGAAGCAUGUGUGCCCUGAUGCAACCCAUCACAAUGUCUGUCAGACAGUAAGCGAUCUCGUAGCUUAAGUUGCCACUGAUCACAUCGUUGUGAGGAAUUUUUAGAAGUGUGGUGAUUCUCAGGGUAGUGCUAUGUCUUAUCCUUAAUCUUGCCCUUACACCGAUGUGAUGAAGUAACAGAUGGUUCUGGGUGUGAAAUACAUCCUGAUUCUGACAGUGACGCUGUGAGGUGGUGAUUUUAGUAGCCGUUUCUUACUACUCGGAAAGUAGCGGUUAGACCAGUGAAAUCGGGUGCACUUUUGGUUGCAAAAUGGCACUGAUUUCCCGUCUCCAUUUUCGAAAAAGAUAAAAGACUAUAAGGAUAUGUGAGCUCAUGUCUCAGACAAAUCUGCUGCUUACGUUGCAGCUUUUCUCCCGGUGUAAUAAUAUUUGUAUAUUCUAUCAUAUGUUAUAAAUCAAGGC
Messenger RNA from Marchantia polymorpha subsp. ruderalis, 1935 nucleotides. Lineage: Eukaryota; Viridiplantae; Streptophyta; Marchantiopsida; Marchantiales; Marchantiaceae. The record is from the annotation of a GenBank genome assembly.